Molecule: messenger RNA, 4815 nt
Organism: Sceloporus undulatus (fence lizard)
Lineage: Eukaryota; Metazoa; Chordata; Lepidosauria; Squamata; Phrynosomatidae
Gene: SLC6A11
Product: solute carrier family 6 member 11
Biological process (GO): sodium ion transmembrane transport
Cellular component (GO): membrane
Source: RefSeq, a predicted model, not a curated record
AGAAGAAGAAGGAGGAGGAGGAGGAGGAGAAGCCCCUGCCUAUCAGGACCAGCCUCCAUCUCUGCUGCCUGCCUGCCUGCCUGCCUUCCCUCCCUGCCUGCCUCCCACCCGCCUCCUCCUCCUGGUUCUGCUGCUCUUGCCGCCUCCGCGGGCGCCUGCCUGCCAGCCCCACCGAGCCCCCGCGCAACAGGAGGGCUCCCGCCAGCUUGGCCCCGCUCUGCCCUCGCCCCGGGGCUGGAAAGAAUCAUGACAGCUGAAAAGACUAUUCCUAUCAUUAAUGGGAAACCAGAGGAUGCUCUGGACCCCGAAGCCUCAAGUACCAACCUGGUCCACAGCAAUGAUAAGAAAGUGCAUGAAAGGGGCCACUGGAACAACAAGGUGGAGUUUGUGCUUUCCGUGGCAGGGGAGAUCAUUGGGUUGGGAAAUGUGUGGCGAUUCCCAUAUCUCUGCUACAAAAAUGGAGGAGGUGCUUUUCUCAUACCCUAUGUGAUUUUCUUUAUUUGCUGUGGCAUACCAGUGUUUUUCCUGGAAACUGCAUUGGGACAAUUCACUAGUGAAGGAGGAAUUACAUGCUGGAGAAAAGUGUGUCCAUUGUUUGAAGGUAUUGGGUAUGCUACCCAGGUUAUUGAGGCACACCUGAAUGUUUACUACAUCAUAAUUCUAGCAUGGGCUAUCUUUUAUCUGUUCAACUGCUUUACUACUGAGCUUCCUUGGGCAACCUGUGGUCAUGAAUGGAAUACUGAUCAUUGUGUGGAAUUUCAAAAAAUUAACAUGAGCAACUGUACUCAACAGAAUUUGCAGAAUGCUACUUCUCCAGUCAUGGAAUUUUGGGAACGCAGAGUGUUGGCCAUAUCAGAUGGAAUUGAACACAUUGGAAAUCUUCGUUGGGAGCUUGCACUCUGCCUCUUGGCUGCCUGGACUAUUUGCUACUUUUGCAUUUGGAAAGGAACAAAGUCAACCGGCAAGGUUGUAUAUGUAACUGCUACAUUUCCUUACAUCAUGCUCUUGAUUCUACUGAUUCGAGGAGUAACGCUUCCUGGAGCUUCUGAAGGGAUAAAAUUCUACUUGUACCCAGACUUGUCUCGACUUUCUGACCCACAGGUUUGGGUGGAUGCUGGAACACAGAUAUUUUUCUCCUAUGCCAUCUGUCUGGGAUGCUUGACAGCCCUAGGGAGCUACAACAACUAUAACAAUAACUGUUACAGAGACUGCAUUAUGCUGUGUUGUUUGAACAGCGGCACAAGCUUUGUUGCUGGUUUUGCCAUCUUUUCUGUCCUUGGCUUUAUGGCAUAUGAACAGGGGGUGCCCAUAGCAGAAGUUGCGGAAUCAGGACCUGGACUUGCUUUUAUUGCUUAUCCAAAAGCUGUAACAAUGAUGCCUCUUUCUCCAUUAUGGGCAACAUUAUUUUUCAUGAUGCUCAUAUUCCUUGGAUUAGAUAGUCAGUUUGUGUGCGUUGAAAGUCUUGUGACAGCUGUGGUGGAUAUGUAUCCGAAGGUUUUCCGAAGGGGUUACAGACGAGAAUUGUUGAUUCUUGCUCUUUCAAUUGUGUCAUUUUUCCUUGGUCUAAUAAUGUUAACUGAGGGCGGAAUGUAUGUUUUCCAGCUGUUUGACUCCUAUGCAGCCAGCGGGAUGUGCCUUCUUUUUGUUGCUAUAUUUGAAUGUGUCUGCAUCGGCUGGUUUUAUGGAAGUAACCGUUUUUAUGACAAUAUUGAAGAUAUGAUUGGAUACAGACCACUGCCAUUGAUUAAAUGGUGUUGGAAGUUGCUCACUCCUGGAAUCUGUGCUGGAAUAUUCAUUUUUUUCUUGGUGAAAUACAAACCACUGAAGUACAACAAUGUAUAUACAUACCCAGACUGGGGUUAUGGCAUUGGAUGGAUGAUGGCCCUCUCCUCCAUGGUUUGCAUUCCUCUGUGGAUCUGUAUUCAGUUGUGGAAGACAGAAGGAACCAUCUUAGAGAGAUUCAGAAAACUGAUUGUGGCCAGCCCAGACCUGAAAAUGAGAGGAAAGCUUGGAGCUGGCCUAUAUGCUGCUACAGUAAAUGACUGUGAUGCCAAACUGAAAGGUGAUGGCAACAUUUCAGCCAUCACGGAAAAAGAGACACAUUUCUGAAAGAACUUUAUUUUGAAUAUUUUUGUAUAAAUAAAGUAAAUAAAUGAAAUACUUCACUUAAUUAUAGAGGCCAGCUUGUUUUGCACAACUUUAUUAACAAGUUAAUUUUAAAGUGAACUUGUAUACUUGUUUAAAAGUGAUUUUUUAAUUAUUAUAUAAGUAACGAUUAUAUAUAUAUAUAUAAAUAUAAAUAUAAAAAUGAAAUAGAAUUGUUUGUUAGUGAUGCCUUGUAAUUUGGUGAUUUCAGUACAUGUUUUAUAGUUCCCAGAAGGACCUAUAUAAUGUGUUGUAAAACUUUUAUACUUUGGUUUGUUUGUUUUUUAAGGCAUGGUAUUGUAUAGCUGUACACUUUCUAAUUUGUAAACAUUUCAGACCAUUUCAGCUUCUACUGUAUGUAUAUAAAGGGGAUCAACUCCUUGAAUUUAGGCCUCAUCCAAUACCCAUAGGUGUUCGUCUAAAUCUUCCUCUCGACUGUUGAAUAGCAUUGCCAGAUACCACUAGAAACAAACCCUGAGAGUCUUCAGUCCAUAUAAUUUUAUGCUUAAAGUACGAAUUGUCCACGUAAAUUUUAAUGUUUGGAAAAUCUGCUGUCACAGGUUUUGAGCUAAUGCCUUUGAGAAUAAUUGUGUCUUGAUACCUGAUUUAUAAAUUGAACUAAAUCCAAAUAACUGUGUUGGAAUAGUAUGCCUUGAACAGCAGCUCCCACACUUCAGGGAAGUCACACAUCUGAGGCACUCAGAAGUUUCAAAACAGCUUCUAAGAUACCAUGGAGCUCACUGUUCCAACUUGUUGACUAGUUUUGUGAGUUUCUUCAACUGUCUCAAAUUAUCAACAAGGAUUGGGGAUAACGGCUGAUAUCCUGUGUCACCAACUUAGUUCCCAGUGCAUAACUAAGCAAUGUCUCCUGGCCUGACCACCCUAAACAUACCUUAGCAACCAGUAGUUCCAUCAAGUGAAGCUGGUGAUUAGUCAGGAGUAUGAUAUUCACAGCCUCCAGUGAGUUAAGGUGCAACAAAAACAGGACAUUGCAAUUCCCUGUAGCAGCUUCACUCACUGGUGGAAGGGACAGGAAAUGUUAUCCUUCUGUGCCCCAAUAGCCAGCUGAACAGAUCUCUUUCAUGUGAUACAACUGCUAAGGUAGAUUUGGGAGGCAUUUAUUUGCACAAUGUAAAUAAAUAGAGCAGUUAUGAAUCCAUAGCUCUAGGUUACAAAUCCAUAACUGCAAUACAGAAUGCCUUCCAGCAAAUUCUCUUGCUUCAACAAAAUGGAAAAAAAACCCUGUAUCUUCUAGUUUCUGUUACUCCUUACCUGAUCACUGCAGUUGUAGAAACAUGAUGGAAAGAAGGCACCACUGACUUGUUAUUUUGCAGAGAAUUCACAAUACAAACUAUUUUUAUAUAUAAAGAGGAUAUUAAUAUAGCAAUCACUUCAAUUAAUCUUGACUGCACAGGUGCUGUUUCAUGAGAUUUUUAAAAUAUUCACAUUUUAUUUUUCUUUACUUGAUCCAAGUGAUUGCAUAACACAUCUCAUUUUUUGGGCUUUUGUAUGAGGUUGUGCAUGUGACACUGGAAGAAAUGUAUAAUUGGAAUGCAAAUAAAUGAUGCAAUGUGACUUCAGUACUUAUUGACACUUUUCAAAUGCUACGGAAAACAGAUGUCCGUCAAAGCACUGAUGAAUGUGAUAGUGAUAACAUGUAGUGUGUAUAUAGUGUUUUAAUUAACACAUCCUUGAACAUCAUAUUGUUUAUUUUUAACAGCUAUCAUCUGAACCAGUAUUCAGAACAACAGAAAGAGAUUAGAAUCAUUUGUAGGCAUGAAAGCCUUAGAAGUGUUGCAAAAAUUCCAUCAAUCUACUAAUCAAUCAGGCAUAAUCGUUGGCAAAAUAGGGCAGAUAGGUUAAAAUUGUUUUUAAGGAUAGUUAAACCAUAUGAAGUCACCUUGAGUUCUAGUGUCCUUGAUUAUGUUAAUCUGUUUACUGGGAGAUUGGGGUUUGUUUGUUUUUGUAAUUGUUGUAUUUUAUCUUCAUUUAGGAACAGUCUAUAUGUCCCAUGUGAAAAGUGGAAAUUAAGACAAAAAGCUGCAGCUAGCAUCUAUGUUUAAAGGAAUGAGUUUAAACCUCAGGAGUAUGAGAGAGGGGUGGGUGGGGGCUUUGGUCUUAUAGAAUCUACUGUGUGUGCGUGUGCGUGCAUGUGUGCAUGUGUGUUUUAAUGUGAACUAUGAGAUCCACCAACUGGAGUCUGAUACACUAAAAUGAAAGAACUAUAUAGAGGGGAAUUGAGUAUUACAUAUGAAGGGAGCUCCUUCUACACAUACAUUAAGAAAAUGCCCCUGCUGACUCUUAAUGGUCUUCUUUUCAGCAGUAUGAUUUAUGUCAGGGAUGGAGCUCAUAUAGCCCUUGAAGUUGAUGGACUUCAAGUCCUAGCAGACCUAGCCAUCAGGGCUAGUGGUAGGGGAUGUUGUGAUAUAUAGUUGAACAACAUCUGGAGGGCCACAUGAUUCCCACUCCUAUAUACAGUGUAAACUCAUUUUGUUAUUCCUGUUGUUGAAAAAUUGGGAGUUAAUAUCCUUGCUAAUCCAUUGCAGAUAACCUAGAAAUCUGUCAGUAGAUACAGGGCUGCAUCCACCCUUCAGAAAUAAUCUAUUUUGACACCGCUUAAACUGCCAUGGGUCAAUGCUACAGAAUUCUGGGAUUUGUAGUUUUCUGAAA